Molecule: messenger RNA, 1123 nt
Organism: Notolabrus celidotus (New Zealand spotty)
Lineage: Eukaryota; Metazoa; Chordata; Actinopteri; Labriformes; Labridae
Gene: aspdh
Product: aspartate dehydrogenase domain containing
Exons: 8
Coding region: 47-883 (278 amino acids)
Biological process (GO): NAD+ biosynthetic process
Molecular function (GO): NADP binding; L-aspartate dehydrogenase [NAD(P)+] activity
Source: RefSeq, a predicted model, not a curated record
UGUGAUUCGCACACAGCUCUAGAGGAGCGUGGGAUUAUCAGAGGACAUGGCGAUGAGCUCUUCCUCCCAGAGAGUUGGAGUUGUAGGAUAUGGACAUCUAGGGCAGUACCUGGUGGAGAGGAUCCUUAAAGAUGGAGCUGCUCUUGGUCUCACUCUGGCUUUUGUUUGGAACAGAAAUUCAGACAAACUCAAAGGUUUAGUCCCUGAUGACCUGAUACUCAGCAACCUGUCGUCCUUUGCAGAGAGGCGCUGCAAUGUGAUCAUAGAGGUUUGCCAUCCACAGAUAGUUAAAGAAUUUGGGCCUCUCUUCCUGUCUCAGUCUCAUUUCUUGGUGGGCUCUCCCUCGGCUCUCUCUGACCCCGAUCUGAACCAGCAGCUAUGUCAGGCGGCUCAGCAGUAUGGAAACACGCUCUACGUCCCAAGCGGUGCAUUAUGGGGAGGCCAGGAUAUCCAGAGGCUGAAUGAUAGCGGGGGCUUGAAGGCGUUGUUUAUAAGGAUGUCCAAGCAUCCGUCCUGCUUCCGUCUGACAGGAGACGUCCUCUCUGAGUGGACAGAGGGAGAGGGCAGACGUGUUUUGUUUAAAGGCUCGGUGGCUGAGCUGUGCCCUCUCGCUCCAAACAAUGUGAACACCAUGGCAGCAGCGGCAGUAGCAGCAGGAUCACUGGGCUUCACAGGUGUUCAGGGGGAGAUUGUGUCUGAUACAGCGUUAAGUGAUUUUCAUGUGGUGGAAGUGGAGGUAACCGGCCCUGGAGGCUUCUCAGUCCAUACUGUAAGGAGGAAUCCAGCCAAACUCGGAGCUGUUACUGGCAGUGCAACAUACAACUCCUUCUGGAAUAGUUUACUCAUUUGCAAAGGUCACGGGGGCCGAGUUUACCUCUGCUGAAUCAGAUGCUGGAUUUACAUCAGCACAACAGGAAGAUCCACGUUAAAACUCCAGAUAUAUCAGGAGGCUUACAGAGGAUAAGAUGUGUGGAUGAUUUCCCAGGAUCAGUAUCCCACUAAGAACAAAACCUUGGAUUUGUGUGUUUCAAUAAAGUGCAUGCAUACAAAGAAAGAAGAGCCUGAGAUAAUUUGUAAAACACAAACAGGUACAUAUAUUUAAGCUUUAUUAUAAGUUCAUCUG